UGUACACAGGCAUGACAGAAUUUACACUUCCUGGUGGAAAACAACCGAUUUUUAAGCUAUCACUGGGAUUAUUAUUCACCAAAUAAAUUCUUAUGAUAUUUUGAGACAUUCAGAAAUACAUUUUAUAUCGUUUCCGGGCGAAAGUCCGAUAUGGCCGGCAAUUUUAGCUACAGCUUUGAUCCGGAUGAUCAAGAGAGUUGGUUCUUUGGUGAUACGAAGAGAGAUGAUACCAACUUAAUACUCAACUCGGAGGGAGACACCGGGGUGUUUCUAGUCAGGGGGAGUACCUCCAUCAUUGGGGACUUUGUGCUCUGUGUCAAAGAAGACACUAAAAUUAGCCAUUAUAUCAUCAAUAAAAUAACAAGCGGUGGAAAGACCAUGUACAAAAUAGGCGAUAAGGAAUUCCCAGACAUCCCUACGUUACUAACGUUUUAUAAAAAUCACUAUUUAGACACAACUCCAUUGGUUAGGCCUGCUUUGAGAAAAGUUAUAGGAAAAUAUCGAUUUACUUCAGGAGAUGCAGAUGAUUUGAAGUUUGAAAAAGGCGAAGUUUUAUCAAUUUUACGAAAAGACGAGGACCAGUGGUGGACAGCUAGGAAUAGUCGGGGAGAAGAGGGCCAGAUACCAGUGCCGUACGUGGAGGAGUACACUAAAGAAAGUAAAGAAGCCAUAGAGAAAGAAGUAAAACAAAAAAAAACACAGUCAUGCGAAAUACCUGCACAGCCAUAUGCACAGCCACAACCAGUGGUGCCUCAAAUAACUCAGAGACAACUUCCAGCAAUGGCACGCGUGAUCAAAGACCGCAUACCAAAUGCAUACGACCCAAGAGCACUCGAGUUACACAUUGGUGACAUGGUGAAGGUGAUACAGACAAACAUGAACGGAGAAUGGGAAGGAUUGGUUGGUGAAAAACAAGGCUUGUUUCCGUUUACCCAUGUCCAAUUCAUCGAUUCGCCCGAUGGUGACGGUGUGUAGAUAAUGGAAGACUUUCUAGUUGACUUGACAUCAGUUCUUGACUUGCAGUAGAUGUUUGCACAAGGUGGAUGUGUCAUGGUGUCGAGCAUAUUCAAACAGUGUACGGUGAAGUGAAAUUGGCGCUGUGUGGAGGAUAAGAGAGACUUAUGCAUAUAUGCAGAAGAAGAUGAACACUUGUUCACGAAUAAAUUCUGCUUGAAAUGAAGUCACUGCAGCGGCAAUUAUAUGUUUUAUUGGUAACCAUUAGUAACGGCUGAAUGUGUUCAUUGUCGUAUUGUACUUUAAAGGGUAGCAAAUACUAGGCAAAUGUAUGAAUUGCUAAUACUUGGAACUAAAUUGGUUCAAAGCCUGGUACCCUUGGUUUAAAGCCUGGUACCCUUGGUUCAAAGCCUGGUACCCUUGGUUCAAAGCCUGGUACCCUUGGUUCAAAGCCUGGUACCCUUGGUUCAAAGCCUGGUACCCUUGGUUCAAAGUCUGGUACCCUUGGAUUGACAGUAUGUGGCAGGGAUUUGGGCCUACAGUAGUGGAGGUUUUCAAAACCGGAUAAGAACAUUUAAGGGUAUUUAAGAAUAAGAAUAUUCAAACAAUUUUAUUGAUGAAGUAUUGAUUAAGAUUUAGAUCAGUUUUAACAAUCAUUUAGGUACUUAUUCUCAUGUGUUACGUUGUGAAUCUGACAUUUGACAUUCACGUCUGUCAAUGUCCUCUUGAGAUGUGUGUUUGUCAAGACUAUGGGCAGGACUGGUUGGUCAGUGUUCUCCAGGUGAUUAAUAUCCACAUCUGGAGAACUGGGUCUGGUUUGACUACUUUGGUUAAAAUAUUCCUUGCUCACAGGUGAAUAGUACUGAUAGACCGUCAGAUAGAAGACACCUGUUUGUGACUUCGUAAGUGUUUUAAAACUGGCCUACCCAACUCCUGCCUAUAAUCGCGCCUUGCAAAAUCUGAAACAGGUUGUGUUUAGGGAGCCCAAAAUAUGUCCAAUAAUUGGUUGGACAUGUUAAUUUAAAAAAAACCAUGCUCAACUUAAAAUGUAGUUGUACUUGUCAUGUUAUAGAAUGUAACUUUGGUCUGCAGUAUUUUGCAUCAUAAAUUCUACUAUACACAACAUCGGGGCAUGCUACCAGUAUCAUAAUAGUGCUGACUACAAUAUGGCUACUUUGGAAGUGUAGACCCUGACUACAGGUGAUCUAUACUAAUAUUAUACUUUUAGAGUCAGUUCUCUGUAUUUUAAGCAUUCAGAGGCAAGUUCUAGUUGUGAAUAUCUGGUCUUGUUACAUGCAAGGGAGCGCUGUUUUCCUAGACAGGCAAUCUCAGCCACCAGUAAGACAACCGGGUCAGAAGUUGCUUGGUAACACUCAGCAGUCAGGACACUCAGAUUCUUCUUGGGUGUGAUCAGAAACAGAUGUCCAUUAUAUCACGAAUAACUGAAUAAGGUAACUCUGAUGAUAGCUAAAGAUAGAUAAGUCCUUUUUGAAUGGAAAUGGUUGACUCAGUUUUGAUGACUCAUCAGGAUACUGAAUUUUGGUGCUAAACUGCUCAAGAAUGUAUCACAGAAGUAUCACGGUGAAUGAGUUGACUCCAACAACUACGUUGCUUGAGAGGAUGCUUUCUUAAACAACAUGUCAGCUCUCAUCAGGCUAAAGGCCUGGUUCCACUUUAGCAGUUUGUAGGCGUGGGUAAAGUGUUUAGUUCUCACUGUCAUUAGCUUUAUUUCAAUGUUAGUUUUUGGUGAGACAUGACACGUUUUACUGUCAAAAUCCAAACAGAAAGCUGCUAUAUUGGAAUGGAGUGUUAUAAACUUAGCUUUUUGACUCGAGCUAUUAAAAGUGUCUGCCCUGAAGUAGCCCCAAUUAUGAGUGCGACUCAAAUCUUACUAUAGUAAGCCUCGUGUAUAGACUUUUGUAAAAUAUUCUAUUUUCAAGGUUUCACGAAUAUCUAGACUUAAUUGUGAGAACAAUGUGUCACCACACUGCUAAAUUUUCUCAUCUCAUUCGAUCAUUUAAGCGCAUAAUGUACCUAGAAUAUUUGAUUUUGAAAAUAUUUUACAUUUUGUUGUGUGGCCAUAUUGCCGUGACGACACUGCUUUCUGAAUGUUGUCUGAUUAUAAUGAGCACUGUUGCUUAAGAAGCAAACCCUCAGGUUGUCAAUCAUAUUCAAUGUCUAGUAAAGAUUAGUGAAUACAAAAUGUAGUAAAAAAGGGAAAUUUGUUGUGUCACGUGCUUGUUCUGAAGUAUUGCAAUUCGUUUUUAAAUAGUACUUUUUUCUCAGAUUUCUAUCUUUUUCAUUUUCCAAAGUUGUGUAUUUGUACCAGUUCAUCUCAGGAGUGGCCUGAAAUCAAAAUCAUGUUUGAACCUUAUUUUGUGUACGGAAAAACCAAAAUAUUUCUUUUGAAAGCUUGGUAUACACUAAAUCUUGGUUUCCGCUCAGAGUGGAACCACUGGUGAACAUGGACAACCGCACAGUUUUCACAGGUGUGGCUUUAUUUUGAUGAACUUGCAAGAUUGUAAGUGAGAGAAACCUGUGGAAAGCAGGAAAGUGUGACGAACACUGUGCGGAGUGACUUCUUGAGAUAGAGGGACAAAGGUCGAAAGUGGUCAAAUUUACGGAUAAGAUUUGUACAGAUCGAGAUGAGAGUGUUGGUUUUAUCAUUUGGGUUCUGUUCCAACUUACAAUACCUCUUUAAAGUGGAAUGGUACAUUUCAUCAGUACCAUGGCUUGGGGACUUAUGAGUAUCAAUUUGUUGAGUUUUGCUGCUAGAUGGGUUGGGUUUUUCCCAGCUUUUUCAUCACUGAUAAUCAAUUUGCGUGAAACAUGGGAAAUUCUUACUAAACGUAGCACAGAAUGGUCAUGAAGACAAAACCGUGUGAGUUGCCCUGUUGUAUUAAAGAGCCCUGUACAUGCUUUUCCUGCACAAUGAGCGCUUGCUUUAGAUGGUCCCACCUGAAACCACCAACGUUGUAAACACACUUAUCUAAUAUUUGCAUGCAGAUGAUUUCAACUUAAGUUGAUGUCAAGUUGGCAGUCUAUAUGCUGCCCUCGAAUUGGUGAGAAAGUACUGCAAAUGCUUGUCAAUUCAGGGUGAAAUGGGACUUAAUAUCUUAUUGUAAAUAGCCUCAUGGAACUUGUAGCAAAAUAUAGUGCUAGGUGAUUUUAGAUUGAAUUUUACACUCUUGACUUGAAGGGAGACUGUAUAGGCAGGAGCAAUAUGUGUCUCCUCUAUCCCACAUAGAGACUAUUCACACUUCUGCUAGUUAUCACUGAAUUGAAUACAACCCCCUCACUGCAUACUAGUCACAUAAAGACUACCAAAGUUAACCCCCUGCUCCUGCCUAUAGUCCCCCUUUAACUUGAUUUUCAACCUAAACUGCUCAGUUUUCGAGCUUGUACUUCAUGAGAUUUCUUCAAAUAUUUAGAAAAUUUGAUUAGUUUUGUCACCAUUACAGCAAUUGCUGCCCUCUAUCCCUGAUGUGUUGAACUAUAAAUGUGCUUGUGUUGUGUCACUAUUUGUACUAAUACAGUAUACCCGCAAAUAUUUGCUAUUCUGCAAAUUAUCUGUAAAAGCGAAAAUAAAGGCACACAAUGUCUGUAGGUUUCCAACAUGGUUCUGAUACGUUUUCAUUUCACUAUUAUUUGGAUGUUCUCAAUGUAUCUCAUAUGACACCCAUAUUGGGUGGCAUUUUUCUGACAACUGUUAAUGAGGAAAUACUAGCAGCUAUUAUACAUCUUGUGAAAUACACCAUAGUUAUAUUUGCCUGGUUUUAAUUGAGCAUUUUGACAACCCUUUAGCAGUAACUAUCAGAUUUUCAGUUCCGCAGUUUUAUUUUUGUAAACCUUGCUAAUUGCGGAAAACGUGAAAUUGAAAUGCGCCAUUGUUUCCCUGACGAUACAAGUGUUUUGAUGCGUCUACAAUAUCUCACGUGUCGCUUUGCUACCGUAGUUACAGUUAAAGUGAAAAGACAGACAAUAUGUAACAAUGAUUUGUGAAUAAAUGAAUGGUGAAGCCCAUUGUAUUAUAAUAAAUGCCAUUACUAGUA
Lineus longissimus is the source of this 5006-nucleotide messenger RNA. Its product is annotated as adapter molecule Crk-like. The coding region runs from base 151 to 975 and encodes 274 amino acids. Gene Ontology annotation, molecular function: receptor tyrosine kinase binding; signaling adaptor activity. Gene Ontology annotation, biological process: cell migration; signal transduction. The record is from RefSeq and is a predicted model, not a curated record. NCBI's taxonomy places the organism in Eukaryota, Metazoa, Nemertea, Pilidiophora, Heteronemertea, Lineidae. The transcript has 7 exons.